AUUUCAUGUCGUGAAAAAUCUCUAACGUUGUAGUUACAGAAGAACUGAUUUGCUAACGUUUCACGGCAAUAGUCAAGGACAAGGUCUAUGGCACCAAUACCAAAGGGCUACGACUUUGUACAAUCAAUUCCAUUCUGUUUGAAGAUUGGUGCUUCUGUGGCACUUUUGAUUUCUUUGAGUACGCUUGGAUUUUUCCUGAACAAUGGCGACAUAACGUUGCCUUCUGGUGAAAAGACAUUCGAUCUUUGGGGAAAGAAACAGAUCUUAAAUGUUGCAAUUCUCGUUAUUGCACUUGCCUUGCUCUCAGUGAUUCUCCUGAUAUUCCUGUUUGUUUCCGGAUUUCAUGAACAAAUGGACUGUGUAAACUGGCCAUCGACGGUUGCAAUCAACAUGAUCUUUUGGUCGUUGCUGCUGUUUAUAUUUGGUUGCCUGAUUGCAGACACUUCUCGGAAAUAUGAUGAUGUCAAGCAAAAGCAUGGUUCACUUUGCGACGUGCUCAGAUAUAACAUGUCUGACGCCAGAUGUGACCAUCUCAUCGCUUCCUCAGUAACCUGUUUCACGGCCUUUAUUACCCUCAGCGUCGACGCAUACCUCAAUUUCCAGAAUUAUUGGGCAGGUCGACAACGCCAACCGACUCUUCGACCAGUUCGACGAAGAUAAUAACUGGCUGCACGGUCACGACAGAGAUUUUAAUUUUUACACAUGACACCCUCCCACCAAUGGCUUUUUUAGACUUGCGGAAAAAUUCACAUCAAGUAUAGGAUGUUACUUUAAGUAUUUUCUUGAUAUAAACAAUUUCCAAAGCGUGUUGUGUUAAACUGCUGUAGUAAUGGCACUUUUGUAAUCUAAUAAUUAUCAUAAAACAUUUCAACCCAUUUUUGUUUAUUAAACGCAGGAUUUCACCCUCC
This is a messenger RNA of Dendronephthya gigantea, 908 nucleotides long. RefSeq lists its product as uncharacterized. The record is from RefSeq and is a predicted model, not a curated record. The transcript has 5 exons. Gene Ontology annotation, cellular component: membrane. Bases 88 to 660 code for a protein of 190 amino acids. NCBI's taxonomy places the organism in Eukaryota, Metazoa, Cnidaria, Anthozoa, Malacalcyonacea, Nephtheidae.